This is a messenger RNA of Sclerotinia sclerotiorum 1980 UF-70, 1173 nucleotides long. RefSeq lists its product as hypothetical. NCBI's taxonomy places the organism in Eukaryota, Fungi, Ascomycota, Leotiomycetes, Helotiales, Sclerotiniaceae. The record is from RefSeq and is a predicted model, not a curated record. Gene Ontology annotation, molecular function: ubiquitin-protein transferase activity. The transcript has 2 exons. The coding region runs from base 1 to 1173 and encodes 390 amino acids. Gene Ontology annotation, cellular component: SUMO-targeted ubiquitin ligase complex.
AUGUCCCAGUCGCAUUUAAGACUUUCAUCAUCACCAGUACUAUUUCGGGAAAGACCCUCGAACUUCGGAAACUCCUCUCCAAUAUUUGCACCAUUGGCAAAUAUUCCUACUGCCUCCUCUUCUUCUCGAGAACGACGCUUUCCAGCACAGCGAGGACGAACACCAAAUUCUCCUUCAGAUCAAUCCAGUCGCCAUUCACGAUCAUUUAGGGCUUCGGGAGAAAUGGAAGCAGAUUUAUUGCCACCUCCUCGACGCCGGUCGGCAGCUAGCUCCGGAAUCAUUAUCGAUUUAACAUCAGACCAAGAUGAUAUUCCUUCAUCUCCAGCCCCGCAUCGUCGCACAGCUCGUAUUAAUGCUCCUUCUCCGAGACCACCACCGACUUUAGGGAGGAGUGAAGCAAGAUUAGAGCAGGUUGUGGAUCUUACAGCGGACGAUGAUGAUGAUGAUGAGGAUGAUACUAUCAUUAUAACCCAUUCUCGAGAACGUUCUAUACCCCUUCCUCCCCGUGGCCGACUACCACAACCACCAUCAAUAACUCCUCCAUAUGGAGAGGGAAUAAGAGUUCAUACGAUUCGCGGCACUUAUAUUCUCAAUGAAAAUCAGAUGGGACCAGCAAGGCCGCCGCCAGAACGCCACCUCCCUGUUGGUGAGCGUGCCAUUGGUGGUAUGAGAGCUCUUUACGAAAAUGGCGCUGACAUUAUCAUGAACAUUCACAAUUUAAUGGGCCUCAAUCAUGAUGAACUUGUGGGAGGAAUGCCUUUCUUGGGUGGCUACCCAGCUAUGCCGAAUGUUAUGGAUUAUGGAAGAGUGGCGUUGCAAGAAAAUAAGCCUGAACAUGUUCCACCUCCGCCAGUAGGAGAUGGAUUUACAAGGUCGCCUACAGAGAAUGAUACUGCGAUUUGCCCAAGCUGUGAAGAAGAAUUAAUUCAUAGAAAGGAUGGUGAUGAGCCAAUGGCAAAGAAGUCUCGCGGGGCACCUAGUAGAAAAGACAGAGAAGAACAUCCUUUCUGGGUUGUCAAAGAUUGUGGUCAUGUGUUCUGCAAUAAAUGCUAUCAACAUCGCUCGAAUGAAAAAUUAUCCUCCUUUCGUGGAAGCAAGAACAUCCUCUGUUCAGUUGAGGACUGUGAAUCGGUCGUCAAAAAUAAGGAUAAAUGGGUGGGCAUAUUCCUGUAA